This is a messenger RNA of Numida meleagris (helmeted guineafowl), 3332 nucleotides long. It is a transcript of the gene PDLIM4, whose product is annotated as PDZ and LIM domain 4. Gene Ontology annotation, biological process: actin cytoskeleton organization; muscle structure development; heart development. Lineage: Eukaryota; Metazoa; Chordata; Aves; Galliformes; Numididae. The coding region runs from base 98 to 1090 and encodes 330 amino acids. Gene Ontology annotation, cellular component: filamentous actin; adherens junction; stress fiber. The record is from RefSeq and is a predicted model, not a curated record. The transcript is spliced from 7 exons. Gene Ontology annotation, molecular function: actin binding; muscle alpha-actinin binding.
CCGGCCUCGGGGCCUCGGAGCCGCUUUAAGUGGAUGCGGCAGCGGCGGGCGGGAGCGGAGCGGAGCGCAGCACCGGGCACGGAGCCCCGACCCCGUCAUGCCGCACUCGGUGGCCCUGCGCGGCCCCUCGCCGUGGGGUUUCCGCCUGGUGGGCGGCAAGGACUUCAGCACGCCGCUGACCAUCUCCAGGAUUAACCCUGGAAGUAAAGCAGCCCUGGCCAACCUGUGCCCAGGAGACAUCAUUCUGGCCAUUAACGGGGAGAGCACAGAAGCCAUGACGCACCUGGAGGCGCAGAACAAGAUCAAGGCGUGCGUGGAGCAGCUGCUGCUCUCCGUGAGCAGAGCUGAGGAGAGGAGCUGGUCACCGCCCAUUCUGGAGGAUGGGAAGGCGCAAGCUUACCGCAUCAAUAUUGAGCCCGAGCCGCAGGAUAACGGCCCCGCAGUGGGCAAGAGGCCGAUGCCCCACACGGCAGGGGGGAGCCCGGUGGACAGCAGGCCAGCACUGAGCCUGCAGCACGCCCAGCCCGGCCGGCUGCAUCCCAGCAGCAGUGCCGAUGCCGCCCUGCCGCUGCAGCUCAGCGGGCUGCACAUCGCUGCUUCCCAAAGCACCGACCCCUUAAAGUCCCUCCCGCGGAACAGAAACGGGAUCGAUGUGGAGUCAGAUGUCUACAAGAUGCUCCAAGAUUACGAGAGGCCUGCCUCCGAGCCCAAGCAGUCGGGGUCCUUCCGCUACCUGCAGGGCAUGCUGGAGGCUGGGGAGAACGGUGAAAAACUCGACAGACUGAGCAACCCCCGGAGCAUCAAACCUGCGGGACCGAAGCUCGGCGCUGCCAUGUCCGGGCUGCAGAUGCUCCCCGAGUGCACGAGAUGCGGCAACGGGAUCGUGGGAACCAUCGUCAAAGCCCGCGACAAGCUCUACCACCCCGAGUGCUUCAUGUGCGACGACUGCGGCCUCAACCUGAAGCAGAGGGGCUAUUUCUUCAUCGAGGAGCAGCUGUAUUGCGAGACGCACGCCAAGGAGAGGGUUAAGCCCCCCGAGGGCUAUGACGUGGUGGCUGUUUAUCCGAACGCUAAAGUUGAACUCGUCUGAACGGGGGAGGGGGGGGGCUGGGCUCAGACGGCGCUCGCCCACCCGCACGCACGGCGCUGGCUUCGCAGAGUGGCUGUAAUCAACCCCGAUUACCGCAGCCCGAGUAAAAUGCCUUUCUGUAGAUAAAACCGUUUACACUUGGGAUCUCAAGGGGGAUGGUGUUGAAAGCAUACGAACAGGUUUUUCCCUUCUCUUUGACACUUUUUUUUUUUUUUUUUGGUGGGUUUCUGUGCUGGGUUAUUAGUUUGUGCCAUAACCUUAUCCAAGAUCUGCAUAAAUAUUGAUUCAUUCUCUACUUUUUUUUUUCUCCUAUAAAACCAGGAUUUCUUCCCUCCCCCCCCCACUGUCAUCUAAAAAAAGGAAGGAAGGAAAGCUCAAAGAAAAUGAGGCACUUUACCUACAAAGAGCUGACUCCUGUAUUGCAGCUUCAGUCUCCCACCCACUGAUGACCGCUCCGUGCCUCUGUGCACCGAGCACCCAGCAAGGCUUGCUCCUGCCUUCCCCACUCAGUUACUCUCUCCUGGCCGCCCAGCAGCACGUCUCAAGGAUGCUGAGGCAGCUGGAGCCCACCUGGCUGCCCUCCUGCACCCCAGUCCCCUUUGCUCCCCACAGCGAGGUGCUCUGCUUCUGUCUUCGCUUUGGGUUUUUUGCAGUCCUCCCCCAGGCUGCUGCCCCUGCCCUGACCCGGCAGCUGGGGAGGGGGUGGCAAAACCCCCCCAGAGAUCAGGAGGGGAUGCAGGAGCUGCUUGGCCCCGAGUCCCAAGCGAGCGGACGCGAUUUGUGGCAGGGCUUUCUGUGGGCUUUAUUUAAGGGGGAGAUAAUUGAGGCUGUUGGGAUGCUGUUAGGUUUGAGAAAUGUUUUCCGUAUUCCUGACUGGAGGAGAGAGGUGCAGUUCAGACACCCCACUGUCAGGUGCCACCACAGUGAUGGAAGCCACGUGUUUGGUACCACCAGGUCCAUCUUGAAACACCUUUCUGCUUUCUCUGCUUUAUAAAUAAGAAGGUUCCUUCUGUAAAGGCAAAGAGUGUUUCCUUUGUGUUACUGUGUCCCCAUGUAAGGGGCCAGCAGGACUGUGCUGCACUGAGUGUCCAGGCGAUGACCCCAUGGGGCAGGUGGUGCUGGAGGGGCACCGACCAACAUCUGGGGUCUGCAAGAACCAACAGUGCUGUGACAGCCCUUGGUGCAGGAACAGCCCUAGAAAUAGGAGCGGGGGGAAAACACCACCUCUGGGGGCCAGAAAACGGAAAGUGGGAUGCUGGGGGCUAGAGAAAUGUCUGCUCCCUUCCUUGGACAGGGAUGGAGAUGGGGCACUGCCAUGCAGCCGCUGGGAGCUGGCAGCAGGACAUCAGUCCCAGCUCUUUCUGCCAUCUGCAUUUUUCAUUGCUGAAGUACAAGGAAUGCGUGGCAAUGUGAUCACCCAGCUGAGCUUGGGUUUGCUUGUAUUUGCAUAGCCUUGCUCAGUAGGUUGGGCCAGCUGAAUAGAAAUACUUGGGACAGCUGUAAGUGAUUAGGAGGCUAAGGCUAAUCAGGUAUGAAGUGUUAUCACCUCUUGUUUGCUGGCCUCUGCUUGGAGCUCGUUAGUUUGCAAUCAGCAGCAGCAUUUGCUCUGACUUCCCUUAUUAACCUCGCUUGUUCCUGGGCUGGCAGCAGUGCUUCUGGAGGGGGGGAGGGGUGAGCUGGGGGGUGUUGGGCCCAUUCUGUGGUUUCACUGUAAAUACUGCUCACAGGUCACUUCUGUUCCCUUGAUGGCUCUGUUUAGAAGGUUGCGCUUCACAAACCAGGGCCUGACAGCCCAGCAGGGCUCUCCCACAUCACUCCAGGAGUGGUGCUCCCCAGGGCAGCUCCUCACCCCGCAGCGCAGGGAGCACCCUAAAAAUCCAGAGGCUGGAAGCACAGCAGCCUGGAUCCGGCUUCACCUGCACCUUUCUUUCAUUUGGAAGCGUGUUCCUGCAGGUUGAUAUUUCUCACACCGUUCUCUCACGAUGAUGCUCAUUCCUAUGCGUUACCAACUCCUUGGAUCCUCCUGAGGAGCAUCAAGCCGGAGCCGCCUCGCAGCAAUGCACUGUGACAGUGACUCCUGGUGCCGGUCCCCCCGCGUGCGUGGCAGCUGCCCGGAGCCAGCACAGGGCCUGGCCUCGCCAAGCCCCACCUGCUCCCUCUAUUUAACGCUGUAAAACAUUUGCAGGAUGACGCGGUUUGUAUGAAAUACAAAAUAAAACGGUAUCGGUGGUUUUCUGCCUUA